GAAGAGAAGGGCGGUGGGACUUGGUUUAACAGGUUAUCAACAACAUUCUUGGGGUGUUCACUGUCACCAAUGCUCCCAUUCUUCCCCCUCAGGUAUAUAACUAGCCCACCGCGUUAAUGGUCUUCACCCCAGAUCCUCCAGGUCUGAUCCAGGCAGCACCAACUCACCACCCUGAGCCAGUCAGCAUCCGCCAUCAACUACAACCAUGUCUUUCUCUUCCAGGUCCUACAGCUCAGCCAGGGCCCUCAGCGUCUACGGUGGUGCCGGCGGUGCCCGUACCUCUUCCUCCCAGGCUGGGGGAGUCUACGGCGCCAAUUCCUCCAGGGGCGGCAUGGACCUGGCGAACGCCCUGGACCUCCACGUGUCGGCCAGUGAGAAGACCACCAUGCAGAACCUGAAUGAUCGCCUGGCCUCUUACCUGGGAAAAGUGAGGCUCCUGGAGAUGGAAAAUGCUGAGGUGGAGAAGAAAAUCAAGGCUUGGUACUCAUCACACACAGUGAUCUGCCACGACCACAGCGCCCAUUUUACCACCAUGGAUGACUUGAAGAAAAAGAUCUGUUUCGGGUCCUUGGUAAAUGCCAAAACUCUGCUGGACAUCGAUAACACCAGGCUUGCUGCUGAGGACUUCAAGAUGAAGUAUGAGAACGAGUUGGCCAUGAGGGUGGCAGUGGAGGCAGACAUUAACAGUCUGAGGAAGGUCCUGGAUGACAUGAACCUUGACUUCUCUAACCUGAAGAUGCAGUACGAGGGCCUGAAGGACGAGCGCAUCAUGUUCAAGAGGAACCACGAGGAGGAGCUGGCCAGUGUGAGGACCCAGGCAGGAGGCCAGGUGAAUGUAUCAGUGGACGCUGCCCCAUCCCAGGACCUGAACGCUGCCAUGACCGAGAUCAGGCAGCACUAUGAGUCUAUAGCUGCCAAGAACCGCCAAGAACUGGAAUCCUGGUACCAGGGCAAGCUGGCCACAGUGGAGAUUGAAGUCGAGACCAACAACGAACAGCUCUGUUCAAGCCUCACAGAGUUGAAGGAGACCAAGAGCACCUUACAGAGGCUUCAGAUUGAACUGCAGUCCCAUCUGAGCAUGAAAUCCUCCCUGGAGACCACCCUGUCAGACACCCAGAACCGCUACUCUGCCCAGCUGGCGGGGCUCCAGAACAUGGUGACCAGCCUGGAGUUUCGGCUCUCCCAGCUCCAUGCCAACAUCGCACACAACAAGCAGGAGUACGACAUCCUGCUGGACAUCAAGACCCGUCUGGAGGUGGAGAUCGCUGAGUACAGGAGGCUCCUGGACGGGGAGGACCACAGCACAACCAAAGUUACCAAGACAGUCACCGUGAUGAAGACCGUUGUUGUGGACGGAAAGGUUACCGGGACCACCAAGGAAGUCGAUGUGGUGGAAGUCGUGUCCUAAUGUGUGAAAAGAAACGCCAACAAAGAUUUAUGAGGUCCUACAGCUCAGCCAGGGCCCUCAGCGUCUACGGUGGUGCCGGCGGUGCCCGUACCUCUUCCUCCCAGGCUGGGGGAGUCUACG
This is a messenger RNA of Esox lucius (northern pike), 1528 nucleotides long. Its product is annotated as keratin, type I cytoskeletal 13. NCBI's taxonomy places the organism in Eukaryota, Metazoa, Chordata, Actinopteri, Esociformes, Esocidae. Bases 206 to 1408 code for a protein of 400 amino acids. The record is from RefSeq and is a predicted model, not a curated record. The transcript is spliced from 8 exons. Gene Ontology annotation, molecular function: structural molecule activity.